AUGGUCGCCAGAGCGUGGACGCAGUUGAUGGCGGCGAAGGAGCCCAACUCUCAGGCGCUGCAGGGACCGGAGACCGAGCACGUGCAGAGAGACAACCAGCAGCAGGAGCAUCCACACUCAGCCGUGGCCUCAGCAGCGCCACAGUGCUGGGAGUGGGACUCGUGGGAUGCUGACUGGUCUUGGGGCUUGACUUGGGAUUCGGACUGGUGGGGUGGCACUGGAAAGGACUGGUCAGCAUGGGCGGACAGUUACUCCUACGAGCACCUUCGACGUGGCAUGGCCUCGAGCACCUUGAGCUCUACACGGCCAGUAUCAACUCCUGGGCGGUUCGCACGGCAUACAAGCCCGCAACGCGGGCCGGAAGGGCAUCAGAGACGUUUCCCAUUGAUCUCCAGACGAAUUUCAGGUCGAUGAGGCACACCUUCGACGUGUAGAACGGUCUGGAGCUGGUUCUGAGGCACCUUCGACUCCUGGCAGGAGAGCGCCCAGGCGAUCAAGACCGACGUGCUCACAACGAAACUCUCUUCGACUAUGCUACGAGGCGAGGAGAAUCGCUGACCGACUAUGUGAUCAGGUGCGACAGCCAGAGACAUACAUAAUCAGCGGUGAGGUUCGGCUUAACGCUUGCAGACAUUGUCAAGGCCAGGUAGAGGCAGGAGCUGGACUGUCGUUUCAGGCGCGUCUGAAUCUUCGCACUCUCUUGGGAGGCCGAACGGAUCUUGCGUCGGUUCGGGGUGCUCUUCUCGAAAGGGACAGUACCGAGAAGGAGACUCUACCAUCAGCUAUCUCCAGGAAUCACCACUCCAACACGUAUGCCGCAGUAUCUCAGCAUGAUCAGGAUCAGGACGAGAGUCACGUUUGUGCCAGGUCAGAGUGCUUCGGUCUCUUCGAGAUGAUUUCGAAUGAAGAGGAAGUGACCACGCUUCUCAAUGCACUGGAUAAGCAGGAUUUGGGUGAGGAUAACAUGGUCGAUAUCUAUAUAUGCUAAGAUGACCCUUCCACAGCACAAGAGAACGUGGACAUAGUCGCGCCAGCUCAAGACAGCUCGGACGGUUGACCGAGAUUGCUUGGACAGGAAGAAGGCUGCUACUUCCUAGGUCACCAGACUGGACCUCAGAAAGCGAACACGCUGUUCAAACUGUGUGGAAAAUGGCCAUUGGCGCGAGGACUGCAGGUGACCCUUCAGGAGCAAGGCAGACCGUAUCAAGGCCGAAUCAGCUGCGACAGGAGACCAGACUCCUCGCGGACCUCCCCGACCUGCUGGUGCCGGCAAGCCCUCCUUCUACUUCGACCUUUCGGGUGGGCUGCACGCGCAGUCCAGAGCUCCUGGGUGGUUGCUAUCGGCGGCGAGGGCGGCCGGGUGGAUCUCACGAUCGGCAAGUUCGGCGGCGACGGCCAGGCGGGCAGCUUGACGAAUUCCUGUGGCGGCGUUCUCGACGUCCGCGACAGGGGCGGG
Molecule: messenger RNA, 1456 nt
Organism: Prorocentrum cordatum
Lineage: Eukaryota; Dinophyceae; Prorocentrales; Prorocentraceae
Source: the annotation of a GenBank genome assembly